AUGACAUGGAGCCUGCAUGGACCAGAGCUUUCUAGACUUCUCUACACAAAUAUCUCCUUAGCCGCUGAUCAUCUAAGUCGAUACCAGUCAAUCAAUGGAACCAUGACCUUACUAUCCGCCGGAAAAAAGUUCCGGCUUGGCUUCUUCAGUCCCACCAAUUCCAGAAACCAGCAAUACUUGGGAAUAUGGUUUGACAGCAUCCCAACUCAAACUAUUGGUGAUGAUGGAAAUUUGAUUCUUCAAGACCAUAGAGAAAGAGUUGUCUGGUCUACGAAUGUCAAGAAUUUAUCAUCAAAUUCAACUGUUGCGCAGCUCUUAGACUCGGGAAAUCUUGUUUUGAGACAUGAAAGCAGAGAUGGUUAUAUUUGGCGAAGCUUUGAUCAUCCUUUUGAUAGCCUGCUAGCAGGAAUGAAGCUAGGAAGGGAUUUCAAAAAUGGCUUAAACUGGUAUUUGACGUCAUGGAAGAGUGCAGAUGACCCUGCUCCAGGAGAAUUUACUUAUGGCAUCGAUGCUCGUGGGCUUCCACAAUUAGUCAUCCAAAAGGGCUCUAUCAAGAACUUCCGAAGUGGGCCAUGGGAUGGUGAGCAUUUCAGUGGAAUCCUUCAUCUACCCAACCAUCUCUUCAACACCAAGGUCGUCACAAAUUCAGAGGAGAUGUAUUAUGGGUAUGGUCUCAACAAUGAAUCUCUUGUUACAAGGGCAGUCUUAAGUUCUUCGGGUUUAGUCAAACGUCAUGUAUGGAACAAUAGCACCCUCAAGUGGAUUGUCAUGAGUAUGGCCAGUGUGGUUCUAAUAGUAUUUGCACAAGCAGUAGCUCAAGAUUGGGAAAUGGUGAUCGGGUCUGGUGGGUGUAUUAGGAAAGAACCGUUGAAUUGUUCCAAAGGAGAAGGAUUUAUAGAGAUGAGGGGUAUAAAAUUGCCCGACUUCUUGCAGUUUUGGAUCAACACUAGUAUGAGCCCUAACGAUUGUAAAAUGGAGUGCUUGAAGAACUGUUCCUUUGUCAUGCAGCAUCCUCCUUAG
Molecule: messenger RNA, 1020 nt
Organism: Cornus florida
Lineage: Eukaryota; Viridiplantae; Streptophyta; Magnoliopsida; Cornales; Cornaceae
Product: G-type lectin S-receptor-like serine/threonine-protein kinase At4g27290
Exons: 4
Coding region: 1-1020 (339 amino acids)
Biological process (GO): recognition of pollen
Source: RefSeq, a predicted model, not a curated record